Molecule: messenger RNA, 777 nt
Organism: Triticum turgidum subsp. durum (durum wheat)
Lineage: Eukaryota; Viridiplantae; Streptophyta; Magnoliopsida; Poales; Poaceae
Source: the annotation of a GenBank genome assembly
AUGGCGCGCCUCCUCUCGCUCGCCCCAGACAGAUUCCGCUGCAGAUCCAUCGUCCCCAAUAUACAUUACUGCCUGUGCAUCUUCGGGUCCUACGAGAAUCUCCUCUCUGCUGUCAAGCGCAAUUUCUACAUUCUCACGUCCAACCUUGAGACAGUGAUCAAGCCCAAUGUCGCGGUCCUGCGAGAGUUUGGGCUUGGUCCUUGUGAUAUUGCCAGGCUGUGCGUCGCUCAGUCAUGGCUGCUCACCACCAGGGCAGAGCGUGUCCGGGCGACGGCGGUGUGCGUCGAAGGUCUGGGUAUACCCCGAGGAUCUGGGAUGUUUAGGCAUGCGAUGGGUGCUGUCGCAUUCGUCAGCGAGGAGAAAAUCGCCGCCAAAGUGGAGCACCUGAAGAAAACGUUCAGGUGGGAGGAUGCUGAGGUGGGCAUUGCUAUUUCUAAGGCUCCAAAUAUGCUGAAUAAGACUAAGGAAUUUCUGCAGAGAAGGUCGGAGUUCCUCAUCUCUGAUUUGGGGUUGGAACCCGCAUACAUUGCUCAUCGCCCCGUAAUGCUCUCGUACAGCCUGGAGGGCCGGCUAAGGCCCCGGAGCUACGUUGUGAAGUUUCUCAAGGCAAAUGGAUUGCUAGAUCCCGACAGGGACUUGUACUCCGCAGUCGCACUGAAUGAGAAGGUAUUCAUGAAGAAGUUCAUAUGUCCUUACAAGGAAGCUGCAUUGCACCUUGCUCAAGACUAUGCAGCAGCUUGCAGAGGGGAAGUGCCGGCUAGAUUCAGAUUUACAUGA